Messenger RNA from Puccinia graminis f. sp. tritici CRL 75-36-700-3, 614 nucleotides. RefSeq lists its product as hypothetical. The transcript is spliced from 5 exons. The record is from RefSeq and is a predicted model, not a curated record. Lineage: Eukaryota; Fungi; Basidiomycota; Pucciniomycetes; Pucciniales; Pucciniaceae. The coding region runs from base 122 to 514 and encodes 130 amino acids.
CAGCCGAGAGACACAUCUCUUCGGAAGAGGCCCCUUGACCGGACAAGCAACAUCUGCACUACUCUCUCUCUCUCUCUCUCUCUCUCAUCCCCAGUCAAGCAAGUCCCUUCAUACACACACCAUGGCAAGAUACGACGGCUGGGUAGGAUGUCCGGUGAAGGUGACUUCAGGAGCGCCGGAUGGGCCGGGUCGGGCGUGUCCGAAGUGCCACAACGGGAGCGUGUUCAAGAGCCACCGUCGGCGCUGGAUCGAGAUCUGCUUCGUCUCGCUCAUUCCCUGCUCGAGCAGACAGGUCUGGCACUGCAACAUCUGCAAUUGGCAGGCUAACGUGGACGACUCCUUCCAGCCGGCAUUCCCUGCUCCUCCGCCUCCCCCACCCGGAGCCGGCGCCGGCGCGGCCCAGCCACAGAUGGUCGUCCCUCAGAUGCAGAUGAUUCCACCAACCUCUUUCGCCCCGCCCUCAGGCCCUCCUCCCCCAACUGAACUACAAUACCCCGGCGGAUAUGGCAGAUGAUUUAUUUUCAAUCUGAGCAGGAUGACUUCAAAUUCUGGAAGUGCUAUUUAUUUCCGCGAGUCGUUUUUCUGUGAUCACGCCGGUCGUCGAUUUCUUCCUU